This is a messenger RNA of Labrus bergylta (ballan wrasse), 1383 nucleotides long. Lineage: Eukaryota; Metazoa; Chordata; Actinopteri; Labriformes; Labridae. The record is from RefSeq and is a predicted model, not a curated record.
AUGUCGAAUGUGACGGGAGAGCAGCUGUUCUGCCCUCUGCUACAGGCCAUGAAGGAACACAGCCUCAACAAUAACACAAAGGCUAAUAUUGUGGUGGUUUGCAUCCACGGCCUUGUUUCCUGCCUGGGGAUUUUGGAGAAUGCCCUCAUCCUCUGGGUAGUGGGCUUCCGUCUUCGGCGCCGUACUGUGGCUUCUGUUUGGGUGCUUAACCUGGCCAUGUCUGACUUCUUGGCGACUCUGACCCUGCCACUCUUCACCUUCUACCUUAGCUCCUCACAUAGCUGGGAGCUUGGUGGCCCACUUUGCAAAGCACAGGCUUCCAUCUUCUUCUUAAACAUGUUUGUGUCAGCAUUCCUGUUAGCAGCCAUUUCACUCGAUCGCUGCCUUAUAGUGGCCAAGCCGGUGUGGAGCCAGAAUCAUCGGUCAGUGGCCGGAGCGUGGAAGGUGUGUGCAUUGGGCUGGUUGUGGGCGGCAGUUAAUACAUUUCCAUACCUCCUGUUCCGCUCUGUGACUGAGAAACAGGAUGGGAGAAAACUGUGCUAUCAUAAUUUUGCGUUGUAUUCAUCCCCUCGAGUAACUCUGGAGAGAGACUGCAAAGUGAGACAGGCAGCGACCGCUAUCUCCAAGUUGCUGGUUGCCUUCCUGUUCCCUCUGGUGAUGAUUGCUGGGAGCUACAUCCAAAUUGGUGUCAGUCUGAGAAAAAGGAGAAGGAGGAGGAAGCAGAGUGCCAGCAGGCUCACUGACGCAAUGAUUGUUUCAAACAACAACGGGGCAUCUGGAUCACCAAACACUCCUACAACCAUGAAAACCAAUAUCUUUCUCAAGCCUCCAUCCUCUGGUCCAUCUUUAGCUCUGACACCGACUGCCUUGUCCCCUUCUACUAAUCCCAGCCAGUUGUCCCAGAGCUUCACCAAGAUGGUGACAUUUGUAAUAGCAGCGUUUGCACUAUGCUGGGCUCCCUAUCACAUCUUCUGCAUGAUUGAAGUCACAGCCCAGUAUUGGCACAAUAAUCUUUACCUGGUGGAGGUCGGGCUUCCCUUGGCCACAACCUUUGCUUUUCUGAAUCCAGUGUUGAACCCCAUUCUGUACGCCUUCAGCUGCCCAAACUUUUGUGUGCGAAUACAACAGAGUCUGGGUGCAGUGUUUGACGGCCUGGUGGAAGAAGGAGGCGGCUUACUGACGGUGCCAGGGAGAAGUUUAAGAGCUCAUAUCAGACGGAAGAGCAGUCGAGAUGUGAAUCUUGGAAUGCCAAAGGGUUCAUGUUCACCUUGUCCUUCUGACUUUCAACCCUCCUACCCACCACCUUCGCCCUCUAUUGGCCUCAAGGAGAUAUGCAUGGAUCGUACCAGACAAGGAUCGUACAACGAGGUGGAACAGGAUUAG